GAUGUUGCAGACAGUCUGCAUGAGCCCUGAGCUGCUGGUCAACCAAAGCAAGAGUGAGAGUGAACUCUGUGGCUACAGCCCAGGCCAGGGCUCUCCCCUGCCUGGGGAAACCGCCAGCCCCAAGAGCUGCUCCCAGCAGAGCCCAUCUCUGCCGGACCCGGGAUGGACUGAGCUGAACGUGGCGAGCCCCAAGGUCUCCCACCCUCCUCCUCCUCCUCCAUGCAAGCCUCCAGGGAUGCCUGCUGCUGCUGACUCUGAACUUAGCUCUGAUCCCCCUCAGAAGCGCUACAUGGGUGUGAGAGUGAAGAUGCCAGUGCGGGAGCUGCUGAGGAAAAUCCGACUUUCCAAAGGCUUGGACCCAGCUCCAGGCAAGGAGGCCUCAGCAGUGAAGAUGGCAGCCAGAGGAUCCUCAGGAAAAACAGCAGAGAAGAGGAGAUCUCACCCUUAUACAGAGAAACAGCUUAGACAGAGCAAGCAGAGCGCUGGGCAAAGCCCCAGAGGCUUGGAGGACCUCGACAUCCUGGUGGAGGUGCUGCAGGAGGAUCUGAACCAGAGCCAGCUCGGGGAGGAGCGCCGGCAGCCCGUGCCAGACGGGUUCUGGCAGGGAUUCACCCGGGAGCUGCAGAGCUGCUGCUGGCAGGGCAGGGCGGCAGCGCAAGGGGGACCAGCAGAGCUUCACCCCCAGCCCUGGGGCAGAGAAUUCCACCCCGUCCUGCGGGGACAGGCACAGCCUUCCCUCCAUGGUCAGCAGGAGAGCACCCAGAGGUCCUGCUCACAUGGGAUGUUCUCCAGGACGGGCGAGGACGGGGGCAGCUGGUGGGUGCAGGAUGGUCCCUUGGGCUCCCAGGAGGGUUUCAUGAGGGAUUCUCCAUCCCAGGGAUGUCUCCUGAGGAAUUCUGCACCCCAGGGAUAUUUCCUGAAGAGCUCUCCAUCCCAGGAAUGUCUCCUAAGGAACUCUCCACACCAGGAAGGUUUCUUGAGCGAUUCUGCAUCCCAGGAAUGUCUCCUGAGGAAUUCUCCUUCUCAGAAAGGUUUCUCAAGGAAUUCUCCAUCCCAGGAAUGUCUCCUGAGGGAUUCUGCAUCUCAGGAAGUUUUUCCAAUGAAUUCUCCAUCCCAGGAAUGUCUCCUGAGGAAUUCUCCAUCCCAGGACGCUUUCUUGAGGAAUUCUCCAUCCCACAAGGAUUUCCCAAGGAAUUCUUCAUCCCAGGAAUGUCUCCUGAGGAACUCUGCACCCCAGGAAUGUUUCCUGAGGAAUUCUCCAUCCCAUGAAGGUCUCCUGAGGAACUCUCCACGCCAGGAAUGUUUCUUGAGGAAUUCUGCACCCCAUGAACAUUUCCCAAGGAAUUCUGCACCCCAGGAAUGUUUCCUGAGGAACUCUCCAUCCCACAAAGAUCUCCUGAGGAAUUCUGCAUCCCAGGAAGGUUUUCUGAGGAAUUCUCCAUCCCAGGGAUGUGUCCUGAGGAAUUCUGCAUCCCAGGAAUGUUUCCCAAGGAAUUCUGCAUCCCAGGAAUGUUUCCUGAGGAAUUCUCCAUCCCACAAAGAUCUCCUGAGGAAUUCUGCAUCCCAGGAAUGUUUCCCAAGGAAUUCUGCACCCCAGGAAUGUUUCCCAAGGAAUUCUGCACCCCAGGAAUGUUUCCCAAGGAAUUCUGCACCCCAGGAAUGUUUCCCAAGGAAUUCUGCCCCCCAGGACACGCCUGCAGUCCCUGGCUUGGCAGAGAUGCUGCAGGAAGCUCCCAGGGGCUCUCCAGAUGUGGAGGGACAUUUGAGGCCGACCCCAAAUUCCUUCACCAGGCAGGACCUCUCUGCCCUCUCCUUCUUCCAGUUCCAGCUGCACAGGGAGGAGAACUGGCUGAGGAACAUCCCGGAGGAAGAACUGCUGGCUCCUGAUGAAAAUGGCAGCAGGCUGCUGCACAAGGCUGUUGCCCAGGGAAGGAGGGCUCUGACUUUUGCCCUGGCCCAGAGAUUUGCCUCCCUCAACAAGAUCGACGAGAAGGAUGCAGAGAAAAGGACUGCUUUACAUCUUGCUGCAGAAAAGAACCAGCACCUGAUGGUGAGUGACCUGAUCUCCCUGGGAGCCAACGUCAACGAGCAGGACAGCUCAGGGAAAACUCCCCUCCACCUGUGCGCACAGAACGGCUACCUGAGGGUUCUGCAGGUCCUGAAAAGCUGCAAGAGCAACGGGGUGUGUGUGGAGGUGGAUCUGCCUGACCACCAUGGCCUGACCGCCCUGCACUGCGCUGCCCUCGCCCACACCGUGCUGGUGGCACAAUCCCAGAGCCCGGGCAGGGACGGCGGCGCCGGGAGGCUCCUGAGGCUGCGGAGGGCCCAGAUCCUGGAGGGAAUCCUGUGCCUGCUCCAGAUGGGAGCAAAGCCCCAGCUGCAGGUCCUGGACUCCUGUCCGGCCUCCAGCCCCUGCCUGAAGCUGGAGGAGAACACAGAGCUCAUGUGUUUGCUUCGGACUCACCAACCCCAGGCACAGGAUGCUCCUCAGCAGAGCUGCAGCCUGCUGGAUGCUCCCGGAGCAAUCCCCGCUCCCCCAGGUGCAGAAAACUCACCUGGACUGGGCUCCUUGUCAUCCUCAGAGCUCCUCGAUGUCCUUCUCGAAGGGAAAUGCUGAGAGCUCUCACCACCUGCACCUGAUGGGCCACCUGCUGCAGGAGAAAAACCAGAGCACAAGCACCAAAAUAUAGAAUAUUUUAUGUUUUAUCUUGAACUGACUGCUGCAAAGAUCUCACCUGGACCCAGAAUUUAAAAAGCUGAUAAAUGUGGGAAACCCUCAGUGCAGGUUGUGCAGGAAUUCAGGGUUAGGUGCUCCAGGAAGAAUUGCAUCUUCAUUUUCUCACAAAUUUGUGUUUUUCUGCUCAGGUCUGAUGUCAGUCUGAAGCUCUGAUGAUUUUUCAUGCAGGUGUUUAGACAAAGAAAAAUAUUUUAACCAUCCAGGGUCUAGUCUUGAGGGUUUCAGCC
Messenger RNA from Zonotrichia leucophrys gambelii, 2964 nucleotides. RefSeq lists its product as uncharacterized. Gene Ontology annotation, molecular function: POU domain binding; DNA binding. Gene Ontology annotation, biological process: regulation of gene expression. The record is from RefSeq and is a predicted model, not a curated record. Gene Ontology annotation, cellular component: nucleus. Bases 2 to 2617 code for a protein of 871 amino acids. NCBI's taxonomy places the organism in Eukaryota, Metazoa, Chordata, Aves, Passeriformes, Passerellidae. The transcript is spliced from 12 exons.